Molecule: messenger RNA, 376 nt
Organism: Nezara viridula (southern green stink bug)
Lineage: Eukaryota; Metazoa; Arthropoda; Insecta; Hemiptera; Pentatomidae
Source: the annotation of a GenBank genome assembly
AUGGUCUCGUGGGUAAGGCACCGGGAUAUCCACCUGCUAACGGUCGGAAGGUACACCUACACCUCAGACCAGAGGUUCAGAGCCAUACAUCACCAGAGUACCGAAGACUGGAGCCUCCAGAUCAAAUAUCCUCAGCACAGGGACUCCGGUAUAUACGAGUGUCAGAUCAGCACUACGCCGCACAUGUCCCACUUCAUUCAUCUCAACGUAGUCGGUGAGUACUUUAUGAAUAUCAAGGCUCUUACUGAGAUAGAUAAGUUAUUCCAUCUGCUAGGUCCAGUGCUGAUGCAGAGAAUUGGAUUAGCGUUGCUGAGUUCAGCUUCUUUGAAGGUUGUCUUUCAGCGUCGAGCGAUCGCCUCCCGCGGAGUGGUACUAA